Messenger RNA from Durio zibethinus, 1423 nucleotides. RefSeq names its product putative WRKY transcription factor 65. Gene Ontology annotation, biological process: regulation of DNA-templated transcription. The record is from RefSeq and is a predicted model, not a curated record. Gene Ontology annotation, molecular function: DNA-binding transcription factor activity; transcription cis-regulatory region binding. Gene Ontology annotation, cellular component: nucleus. Lineage: Eukaryota; Viridiplantae; Streptophyta; Magnoliopsida; Malvales; Malvaceae.
CAAUCUGUCAACAUGCCGCCCACCACCCCUCCCCCUAUUUUUAAAAGGACCACCCUUCUUCUUGUUUCUUCUUCUUCUUCGACCUAACCCCUUUUCUCUCUCUCUCUCUCUCUUUCUACGGCCACCACAAAACUAAAUCUGAUCAUCAAGAUCUAAUCAUCAAUCAUGAACGGUGGUAGUAGUUUCAGCAAAGCAAGUAACCCUUUUGUUACCGAACAACAAUUAGAAGACAACGACAGCGACAACGUUUCAUCAGAAACCGGCGCCGAAUCUCCUCCUUCUACCACUUUCAACGACAUGAAACUUGCUUCUCCUAAAAAAGGUAAAAAAUCCGUACACAAAAGAGUGGUGUCAGUGCCAAUCAAGGACGUUGAAGGUUCCCGCCUUAAAGGUGAGACUGCUCCACCGUCCGAUUCUUGGGCUUGGCGAAAGUACGGCCAAAAACCCAUCAAGGGCUCUCCUUACCCCAGAGGCUAUUACCGGUGUAGUAGCUCAAAGGGAUGUCCAGCAAAGAAGCAAGUUGAGAGGAGCCAUGUGGACCCUACAACGUUAGUGAUCACGUACUCCUGCGACCACAAUCACCCUUGGCCGGCUUCUAGAAACAACACCUCCUCCGUUAAGCAAGCUUCGGCGGCGGCGGCAGCAUUUGCGGUGAAGCCCGAGCUAUCUACAUCUCACCCGGACACGGAACCGGAAUCACGAACCGAAGAGAGGUUCACGGAUCUGACGGACGACUCGAUUCUGACAACGGGGAAUGAAUUUGCUUGGUUCGGAGAGAUUGAUACAACGUCGAUGACGGUUUUGGAGAGCCCGAUAUUUGCGGAAAGGGACAGUAGUGUAGCUGACGUGGCGACGAUUUUCCCGAUGAGGGAAGAGGACGAGUCGUUAUUCGCCGAUCUGGGCGAGUUGCCCGAGUGCUCGUUUGUGUUUAGGCACCAACGGAAUGUGGGACCACAGGUGGAGAUCUUCUGACACGUGGCUAAUCAGCAAUUCGUAAGUGGCAGAGGAGUCGUUGGUUUCAACAUCGUGUGGUGCGUAUAGAGUGGCACAAGAUAUUAAAUUCCUAACGGAGAAAAAUGAAAGGGAAAACGAAAUUUUUAAUUAAAAAAAAUUUCUUACAUUACAUUCCCUUUUCACAGUUAAAUUUGCCUUGAUUUCGGUGUAGUAAAUGAAUAAAAUUCAGAAUUCCAAACUCUGCUGUUAUCUUGUUGUGGCUACUAACAUUUGCCGUUUGCUUAAGGGACUUGAUUGAAUAGAAACAAUUUUAACCAAACUCACAACAAUAUUUUCUGAUUCUCAAAUUUGACCUUAAUUUGAUGAAAAUGAUGUUAGUAGCCGUUUUAGACUUUUAUGUUAGGGUAAAUUCCACCUAAAUCUUUAAAUUUUAAAUAUUAUUUAACUCAUGUUUAUUAGUUUAAAAAGU